Messenger RNA from Cylicocyclus nassatus, 1552 nucleotides. NCBI's taxonomy places the organism in Eukaryota, Metazoa, Nematoda, Chromadorea, Rhabditida, Strongylidae. The record is from the annotation of a GenBank genome assembly.
AUGGAAUCGGAGUGUCCCACACCCUAUAACUCACUCUAUAUACCAGUGAAGAGGAAGGACGUUGUAUGCUGUAAGCACGGAAUAGCAUGCGAAGUUGCGAGAAAAGAAAAGGAGCAGGAAAUGAUUGGCGAAGACAACAUAUCGGACCAGUACGUGAACCUCGUCGACACAAAGAGAGACGCCACUAAAACUCGAGACGAACUCAUACAGUCGUUAGCAGGAAGAUUGAAAGAGCUGGAAGCUAGGAAUGUGCGAAGAAAAGAAAAGAAGAGGAGCAGACGACGCAGAGCGAAAGAAGAAAGAAUUAAGGAAGAGGAAAGGUGCCGAGAAAUGGAGCGAGCGCGCCUGAAGUCGACGGAUGAAAACAUCAAGAUGAAAGGGGAUGAAUCAGAGCAGGGGUCACGACAAAAAGCGGAAGAAUUUGUGAGGAAGCAAGACGAAAGUGGAGAUAUGCAGGGUGACGACGAUCUGGUGCGAAGACUCGAGGGAGAUCAAAGUCUAGACGACGCAGAACAUCAGAAACGGAGGGAGAAGAGGAGGAAAUCCGAAGGUUUGCGAGGACGCAAGGGAAGUUUUGACUACGAUGAUAGCUCGAAGAAAGUUCGCAAGCGGGGUGAGAGCAAGCCAACCAAAGAUCAGUCAAGUUCACCUUCGAGCGACAGAGGUUUUCCCGUCAAAAAACAUCCAACGUUCCGCAAGCCUGGUUCACCAAGAGGAUCAUAUACAUCAGAAAGGUCAAAAGGAUCGCAAAGAAAAUCCAGACGCAAAGAAAGUUCGUCGGACUUUUCCUCCUCCGUCAGUCGCGGUCUGGUUGGAGAUUUGGACGUAAGCGAAGGCACAAGGAGCAGAAGGAAGAAAGAACACCGUGAAAAGAAGAAAAGGGAGCGUCGACAACCUUCAGAGACAUCAGGCAGUGAACAGCAGAUGUUCGAAUCCAUUCGAAAUAUCAUGCCUCGUGAAGAAGAAACUGGGCAGCAAGGCCGAGUUGAUAUGGAGACGUCGCAACCUCCCCCUGUUUCCGCUGGUACAGCCUCACAACAACCAUUGAAAGGCAUUGCCAAAAGCGUUUACAUUGGUGUCUGCAACUUUGCAAAGGCUGAAGAGCAAGUGGAAAAGAGAUCGGACUUCCGUGUCUAUCACCAGCUAGCCCAUCGUCCACUGUUAGACGAUCUGGAACAGGAACUACCGCUCAUUGUUGUAUACAAGACAGCCAACGGAUCAUUUAGGCACUAUCCCAUACGUCGCCGUAAAGUUGGAAACUCUUCUUACUUCUAUGUAGAUUACGGGGAUCCGAAAGUGCAAGCGCAUGCAUCACUCGACCAUUUAGUGCGAUACUAUCAGAUCAAUGCUCAAAGACAUCCAAACAAUCGCCAGUAUGCUGAUCAGUUCCCUUGGUGGGAAGUGCACUUGUGAGACAUAGGAAAUGGAACUGUGUAAAAUAACUGACUUUGAGUUCACCUGCUACUUUCUCUUUCGUUUUUGUGCGAACUCAUUAUUUUAUGUUUCUAUCAAUGCCCAAAGCAUUACGAAAUAAAGUGUCAGAAGUUGCAUA